CUCUAUUCUCCAGCAGUGAGAGCGAGCGCGGCAGUGUGUGCUCCUAUCAGCCGAGAGCCGGUGCGAGUCGGGCGGGAGAAUCGGAGACCCGGCCGCGGUAACCUGGAGCUUUGCGGCGUCCAGCGCUUUACGGAUUACUAACCCGGUCAGCGGAGAGUGUACCGGGACCCGGAGUCUCUGUGUGCGGGCCGCUGGAGUGCACAAAUCGGACUGCAUCACCAGAAAACCGCGGAUCAGAUCAGAGGAGCGGAGCGGGGAGAGAGAGCAUGACCCAGCCGCCCGAGAGGCCGUAGAGCAGUUCCCCAUGGUUCCACUGUGGAUCACCUAAAGGGCUCUCCUCCAAGCAAAACCUACUAGUUUUUGAUUACCUGGCCUGGUACCAGAACCAUGUCUGCGGCACAGACACACAGCGACAGCGAGCAGCGCUGGGGCUGCCUGGAGUCGCUAGGCUUGAGUCCCAGGGAGCUGGUCCUGGCUGAAGCUCUGCAGAUGGAGUACGACGCCCUGUCUCGCCUCAAACAGGACAAGGGACCAGCUGAGACUGGAACCCCCGAGAGCAGUAAAUCUAGCACUACUAGGACUGAGCGCCCCCUGCCAAGACCUCUGCCAAGCCCACCUGGGGGUAACUUGCACCACGGUCUGUCAGGGUCCGAUUCCAUGCUCAACCUCAUCCAGCCUGGGGUAUCGAACCCGUCAAGGUCCUUCUACAGCAAAGAGCCUCUUUACAUCUUGGACAGCCAGGGGAAAGAUGACUACGAGGGGACGUCACGAAUGCUGUCAAAGGGCCUGCCACCUCCUGACGAACCUCCACCGGCAGUGCCCCCUCGGAACCCCAUCCCCCAGCCUGAUUCCUUCAUGGCCCAAAGAGGGUCAGCUCCCAGGGACGUGAACCUAUUCACCCCUGACGUGGACCAGCCCAAGCUUCCUUCUGGAGAUACUAUGAACUAUGAUAACCUGAACGAUUCUCUGAUGAGGCUCAACGGGGACUGGCCUUCUUCGCCGAGGGCACGGCGAGCGUACAGCGAACAGUCGGGGAAGCCUGUGGCUCGGAGUAAGACCCUACCCCCGCAGGUGCCUCCUCGCACCUAUAUUCCUGGGCAGAUGAGUACCAGAAGCAACCGCAGGGUGUCAGCUGACCCGGUCUCACUGGGUUCUAGACUCAAUGGCUUUGGGUACGAGCUCUUCCAGGUGUCUGAGGAACGUGAUGAAGAGGUGGCUGCCUUCUGUCAUAUGCUGGACGUGUUGCGUUCGGCGUACCCGUGCAGCGAGCGCUCUAAGAACGCGGGCUUCGUGUGGAGCCCCAGUGUGGCGCAGGAGGAGCUGCAGCAGGGGCUGGGGGUCAGCAUAAAGGUCACAGUGGUCAGUGAGCACUUCCGGGAACCCCUCAUCUUCACAUGUGAUGGCUCUUCCACCAUUGACCUGCUGAUAUACCAGACCCUAUGCUACGCCCAUGAUGACCUGGACAUGAUCGACGUGAGCGACUACGUGCUAAAAAUCUGCGGACAGGAAGAGUAUCUCAACAAUUCUCAGACCCUCGCUGGACUUGAGUAUAUCCAGCAUUGCCUGAAGUUCGACUGCGACAUCCGGCUAUUCCUCGCCAGAAGGAGUUCAGUCAACACAGAGCUAGCUCGUACGCUGGACGAUGAUGAGACGCCGUCCACCAUGAACCACAGCAUCCUCCUGCAGGAGAGGCCCAUUAAACAGACUGUGACCAGGGAGGCGCUGACUCUGCUGCUGGACACCUUUCAUAACGAGGCCGAGUCCUUCGUACUGUCUGAGGUUGAGUUGCCAUUGCAUGUGGAGCGUCUUGUUCAGUCGGUGAAGGCCCUGUGCAGCUCGCUAGCUGCAGUAGAAACGCCCGAGAUUACCAGUGCCCUUAACCAGCUACCCGCCUGCCCCUGCCGACUGCAGCCCCGGGUACAGAAGGAUGUCAGCGUGUUGGCGAGGAGAGAAACACGAGAAAACAUCGUUGAGAGGUUGACGGCAGCCAUCUUGGAUCUGGUGGAGCUCUACUGCAGCACGUUCAACGCCAACUUCCACACGGUGCCGCCCAGCAGCCGGCCCACGGCGCCCAUCCAGGAGGCGGGCAUGGUCACCAACGUGCUGUCGUUCAGCGUCCACGCCGCCCACCGCAUCCCCAUCACCUGGGCUGCCAGUUAUGAAGGAUUUUUUCUCUCAUGUUCUCUCACCCAUGGGGGGGAUGAGCUCUGCGCCCCCCAGCACACCAGUAAACAGUCCGUCAGCAAAUAUCUCUUCCAUCUGGUGGUCUGGGAGCAGAGAAUUUGCUUUCCAGUUCAGAUAAACCAGCUGCCGCGGGAGUCACAGCUAACAGUUACCCUUUACGCCACGCCUCUGCCGCCCCCUGGAGGAGCGGAGGAGAAGAGCAAGCAGAAGACUCGCAGUAUGGAGGCUCUAGGCUGGGUCACCAUGCCACUCUUCAAUUUCCGACAUGUUCUGACCUGUGGCAGGAAGCUGUUGGGUCUGUGGCCUUCGACCCCAGGCAGCGGCAACGCCCGCUCCAGCACGCCCAACUUCAGCCAGCCGGACAGCGUCAUCCUGCAGGUGGAUUUUCCCACCUCCUCGUUCGAGGUGCGUUUUAGCACCCCCCCACCGGCCGAGUUCAGCCCCCAGUACGACUUCUCUAGACUGGACCAGAGCAGCCAGAAGCAGCUGCAGGAUGUCCUGUACAAGAAGUCCCUGUUCUGGCUGACCCCUGAAGACCGGCGUUUGCUGUGGGAGAAGCGUUACUUCUGCCACUCUGAAAGCAGCCGUCUGCCCCUCAUCCUCGCCAGUGCGCCCAGCUGGGAGUGGGCAUGCCUGCCCGACAUCUACGCCCUCCUGCACCAGUGGGUCUGCACCAACCACCUGGACGCCCUGGGCCUGCUGCACUCCACGUUUCCUGAUCAGGAGUGCAGGCGCACAGCUGUCAAGUGGAUGGACACAAUCUCUGACCCUGAGCUGCUAGACUUCCUUCCACAACUAGUGCAGGCGCUGAAGUACGAGUGUUAUCUGGACAGUCCGCUGGUGCGCUUCCUGCUGAGAAGAGCCAUCGGAGACGUACGCAUCGCCCACUGUCUGUUCUGGUUGCUGAAGGACGCUCUGCAGGACUCCCAGUUCAGCGUACGUUACCAGCACCUGCUGGCCGCUCUGCUCUGCUGCUCUGGUCACGGCCUGCGGGACGAGUUCGACCGCCAGUGCUGGCUGGUCAACAUCCUGGCCAAGGUGGCCCAGCGUGUCCGAGACACCUCACCUUCCUCCCGACAGGCUGUUCUGAGAGAGGGGCUGGAUGAGGUCAAGCAGUUCUUCUGCAUCAACAGCAGCUGCCGCCUCCCCCUCAACCCUGGCUUGCUUGUCAAGGGCAUUAAUAUACAGUCCUGCUCCUACUUCAACUCCAACGCUGUGCCCCUGAAGCUCUCCUUCCAGAACAUGGAUCUGCAAGGAGACAACAUUAACGUCAUCUUCAAGUCAGGAGAUGACCUGCGGCAGGACAUGCUGACACUGCAGGUCAUCCGUAUCAUGAACAAGAUCUGGAUCCAGGAGGGGCUGGACAUGAGGAUGGUCAUCUUCCGCUGCUUCUCCACUGGACGCAGCCGAGGUAUGGUGGAGAUGAUUCCUAAUGCAGAGACUCUGAGGAAGAUCCAGGUAGAGCACGGAGUUACCGGCUCCUUUAAAGACCGUCCUCUGGCCGACUGGCUGCAGAAACACAACCCUACUGAGGACGAGUACGAGAAGGCUGUAGAGAACUUUAUCUACUCCUGUGCAGGCUGCUGCGUAGCCACCUACAUCCUGGGCAUCUGCGACCGUCACAACGACAACAUCAUGCUGAAGACCAGUGGCCACAUGUUCCACAUUGACUUUGGCAAGUUCCUGGGCCACGCGCAGAUGUUCGGUAACAUCAAACGGGACCGGGCUCCGUUUGUUUUCACGUCUGACAUGGCGUACGUGAUCAACGGUGGAGACAAGCCAUCCAGCCGCUUCCAUGACUUUGUGGACCUGUGCUGUGAGGCUUAUAACCUCAUCAGGAAACAUGCACAUCUCUUCCUCAACCUGUUGGGCCUGAUGUUGUCCUGUGGCAUUCCUGAGUUGUCUGAUCUGGAAGACUUAAAAUAUGUCUACGAUGCUCUGCGACCACACGAGUCCGAGGCAGAUGCCACCAUGUACUUUACCAGGUUGAUAGAGUCCAGUCUGGGCAGUGUGGCCACCAAGCUAAACUUCUUCAUCCAUAAUCUGGCCCAGAUGAAGUUCGCCUCGUCUGAAGAGCGACCGGUUCUGUCCUUCGCCCCGCGGGUCUACACUCUGAAGAGCGACGGCCUCAUCCGCAGCCUGUUCAUCUGCAAUCACAUCAGAACCUACAGCCCCAAUAAAGGCUACGCGUAUGUGGUGAGAGUGGAGCGUGAGGGCCAGCAGGGGGCGUCGUUGGUUCAGAGGAGUUUUGAGGAGUUUCAUGAGCUGCAUGAUAAACUGCGCCUUGUCUUCCCCUCUUCUAAACUACCCAGCUUUCCCAGCCGCUUCAUGAUUGGCCGCUCUCGUGGGGAGGCCAUGGCGGACCGGAGGAAAGAUGAGCUGAAUGGAUACGUGUGGCAUCUGAUCCACGCAUCGCCUGAAGUGGCUCAGUCUGACCUGGUCUACACCUUCUUCCAUCCCUUACCGAGAGAUGAACGGCCAGUGGGAACUGCUGUGAAUACACUAAAUAACAAACCAGCAGAAUUACCCUGGGCGCCGAUACCUGGUAAAGUAGCAGGGGAAGUGAAGCUCUCUAUUUCCUACAAAAGUGACAAGCUCUUCAUUAUGGUCAUGCACAUACGAGGCUUGCAAUCUUUGCAGGACGGGACGGAUCCAGAUCCAUAUGUCAAACUUUACUUACUCCCUGAUCCCCAGAAAACCAGCAAGAGGAAGACCAAGGCAGCUCGCCGCACCUGCAACCCCACCUACAAUGAAAUGCUGGUGUAUGACAGGAUUCCACGAGGGGAUUUGAACCAGAGGUCAAUCCAUCUCCGAGUGCUGGGGGAGGGAGCGUUCUGGGAGAACACUCUGCUGGGCGAGGCCUUCAUUCCCUUAAAGAACCUGACGCCUGGCCAGCACUGGGUCGACUGGCACCAGCUGAGCUUGGGUGGCUCUGAGGCUAGCCGCUAGCCAUUAGCCGCUGGCAGCUACAGGUCAUGAUUACAUUGUCCCGGGGAAAAUGUCUGAAAAUGAACUGGUGUAAUUGGACCUGUUGAGGAGUGUUGUGCGGGUGGAGGUGGAGGUGGAGGUGUUGGUGUUGGCAUAUGCCCGUCUUUGCGUUUGGGUGGGUGAGUUGGAGGUGCCCAGCUGCUCAGAGGGAGGUAAUUUUUCCCCACAGUGGGGGUUUGUGUGUUGAGGAUUCUCCGACCCUGGAGACGUGUAGACUCUGUGAUGGGCGGCCAUCACUACAUGCUGUAGUUUUAGUGUGGUUGCUGUGGUGCACUACGUUGGACCAUGAGGACGAGGGGGCGUGGCUUAAAACACGCCUCUAGCCAAUGGAGAUAUGUGAGAGAUUUAACAAAAAUAAAAACGUAAAUACACACCUAUAUUUAUUGACUCUCAAGGAUUCCAAAGUGGAACAUGUUCCAGAAGGUUCAGGACUUUUGCUCCUCUCGCCCCGACGUGUGCAGCCAACCCUGCGAUUUCCUGACGAGAGAGAACCAGUGAAAUUUAAGUUAUUUCUUUUUAAGAUGUUCUUUUAUUGUGGCUCGAUUUUGAGCUAGGUUUCGUUGUGACAUUUGUUACGUCUCUGAUUGAUUCUAUAUAGAUUGUAUUUAGUUAGCAAAAAAAAAGGGAUUUAUGGAUGGAUUAUUGUUCAAAAAGAAAUGAGUGAUCAAGAGUAAAGAGUAGAUUCACAUUACAGGUGACAGGGAUCGGUCUGAUUCUGAACAAAACUAAAACACUUGAGAUUCUCUGGCAUUCUGUGGCAUGGCAAAUGUGUGUUCCUUACGCAAGGCCUAAAUCAAUCAAACGCUUUAAGAAAAAAACAGCAAAAAUAAGCAGAAUAACACAGUAGGCACGCUUCAAUUGUUAGCUAUUUUUUGUUUGUUUGUUUAUGAAUGUGUAGCUUUAAACUAGGGACGCACUGAAUAUUACAACAUAACAUUUUUGGCUGAAAACAAAAUUGAACAACUGAAUUUUUGGCCAAAUACUAGAUAUUGAACUGGAUAUUGAAUUAUUUUCAUGUUUUCAUAUUUUUUACGACUUUUUUUAUCAUUGCAAAAAUUCAGUUGCCAAAAUGUAUUGUUAUCUUGCUUUUCAAAUGAAAAGACUGGACAAAUUACUGAAGACUGAACAUGUUUAACAUUUUUGUUUAGUUGCUUGUUGCAAUUUUAGUGCAUUAUCAAAAACACCAUUUUCUCUUCACUUUUUCGUCCAAACAAGUGUUUUUUCUGCCAUUUUCGGCCAAAUAAUUUUGUUUGCCAAAUAUUCUGUGCAUCCCUACUUUUGAAACAGUUAAAAUAUUGGUUCAGAGUAAAAAUACAACAGAUUAUGUUCAGAAUGGACCAUAAUACUCAUAAUACUCAAGACUCAUUCCAACAUAAACAAAAUGUGAUGCACCAUUUUACAAAAUCACUGUGGAAACCACUUUUUUCAGUUUAUUUUUUAACUAUAUUUAAAAUAAAAACAAAUAUUUUUCUCUGAUAAAAAAUUUACCUCAAACCCAAUAAAUAUGGCCCAUUUACAAAAAAAAAAAAUCAUAGUGGUAAUCCUGAGUUACGCGGGAACAAACUAUUUAAAAUAACAGUAUCAGUGUCGCUGCAAGAUCAUCCUAAAAGAGUGGUCUGGUAGCUUUGUUGGAUGUAAUUGCUCUACAUUGUGACAGUAUUUCAUAAAUGAACAAAAACAGAAUUUCACACAGCAGUUUGUCUGUAUUAACCUGCAUUAAAAGUACUCUUCCACAUGCUCUGUGCAAUUACACCAUCUCACCAGAGAGGUCUCCAAAUCCACAAAUUUAGAAAACCUGUCUCUCUGACUGUCUCUUUAAAGCCGCAUUCAUUUAUAAACGUCAUAUAAAAUCACUCUUUAUUUUCCAGCAUCUUUUCAACAUUUGCAUUACACUGGCCUACUUAUGGCCUAUAUGGAAUCUAGCACUUGCUAUAAUGGGCACCAUGGUGUGUGUAAAUGCUCUAUGCAGAGCCCAGCCCUGUUUUAUUUAUAGAUGCUCUAUUUUUCUCACCUGACUAUGAAAGAGUGUUAGAAGUCUUUCUGAAUUUCUGAUACAGAAGCAUUAAAGGAUUAUUUCAGCCAGCAAACCAGCAAAGCACCACUAAGACUGAUAUGGAAUAUGUAUCACAUCUGCAUGCUGAGACUUUUGCUACGGGGUAAAUUGCAAAAAUUGCACUUUUGCCUUUGUUUGCUUUCUGCUUUCUGCUUCCAUUCUUUUUUAGGCUCUGUCACUUACUUUGUAUUGAAUGUUUUAUUAUUUUACUUUUUUCUGAAAUGAAGGAAAACAAAAUAAGCCUUAAGACUUGAGUGUUGUUAAUAUUCAUCCAUUUUACCCUUAUAAUUAAUUUAAGUGAUUAAUAUUGAUUUGAUAGAGAGAAAGAGCAAGAAUCAUUUUGGGAAAAGCUAAAUAAGAUUGUGUCCCUGUUUAAACCCAGUCCAGAAAUGGAUGCAUGCAAAUGAAAUGGGUAAAUAUUUUACUGCAGCUUCUCUCUCACUUCCCUCUCAAACUUUCACAUCCAAAUAUCUGAACGUCAGAGUCAGGCUUGAUGGAAAAAUUUGUUUAAAUGAGAAAAGCAGUGAGAUUCUCUUUAUUGUACACUCUUAAAAAUAAAGGUGCAACAAAAGGUUCUUUAAGUGAUGCCACAGGUUCUGUUUCUUCCAUUAAGAAAUUUUAGGGUGUUUUACACCUAUUUCACAUGAACAAUACAAGGGUUACAAUUCAAUUUAUUGCUUUAUAAUAUUGUGUUUUUGAAAAAUGAAAAGAAAAUAUUGCGAUACAUUGAUAUAUUGAUAUUUUCCUGUUUGGGUUGCUCUGGUCUGAAUCAGAUCUAAAUUAGACCUAAAUCACAUUCUCUCUGCUGAUUGGUCAGAGCUGUCUGGGCAGGAGCAAGAAAGUAAAUACAGGAAGAAGGUCCUGUGUUAUGUACUAGUGCAUAUUUCUGUACAGUUUAAUAUGGAACAGCGGCAGAUGAUUGUCUGGGAAACCUGCAGACUUAAAAAGUAUGUGUACCUUGCGGAACUGUUAGGGGUUAUUCGGUUUAAAACUGGUAAAACAGCUUAAGGUGCUUUGAGGAACCUUUUUGGGAGGAAAAAAAAACCUUCCUAAAUGUUCCUUAAAACACUCUUUAAUUUUGUUUUUUACAACCUUUAAAACAGUGAAUGCUCACUUAAUGCUGACAAUUUAAUAAUCUUCUGUAACCAGUUUCUGUAACAGUGGUAGAACCACUUUUGAGCUUAGAGUCAUUGUCUUGCUGCAUGGCCCAUGUUCUCCUAAGAUUCAGCAAUGAUAAAAAGCAAUACAAACAUUUAUAUAAGAAAAAAGCUUCCCAAAUUAUUCUCAAACCCCAAACAAACGGCACCAAUAGUGAAAAUGAGUUACAUUCAUUUUAAACUGGACUAAAAAGUGCAUACAUUUAAAUAAGAUUUUUUUAAUUGAAAGUUUUUUCACAAAAACAGUUUAAUAUAUAGUGGAUACAAAAAUGGCUCUUCUGUGGCAUCACUCAACACUCAAACCUAUUGCACAUUUAUUUUUUUUGAGUGUAUCGAUGUGUGAAAUUUGCUAGAAAUUCAUCUGUUUUUUGAAAAAGGGAAUUCCACUGAAUUUCUGCAUAAGUUGAUGUAUUAAAAGAUCCUUCAUACGUAUUGAUAGCAGAAGUUCAGUGGAAUUUUCUCCAUAAGUUUCUGAUGUAUUAAAUAUAUAUAUAUAUAUAUAUCAUAUGUAUUGAUGGCAGAAAUCAGAAGGGAUUUUUUUUUUUUUCAUUAAUGUGGAUGGCCUUAAAAUAAUUGCGCUGUACUUUAUCUGAACCCAAACCAACCAAACCAGUUCCACCACUGAAAGCACUGGUGUCAGAUGCCUUGGUCGUGCCAUUGCCCGAGACUGUACUGCUCUGUCAUGAUGCGUCUCAUACUUGAUUUCGAAACUAGUCCUCUUUUUUUUUGGAAGUAGCUGAUUGUAUACGUGUGUUUGACUGUAUGUGUGAGUGUUAGUUUAUUGCUGAGGCUUUUUUUAAAUUUAUAACAAGCUAAGAGAUGAAUUCCUCUUUUUCUGUGUUUAAAAUGAAAAAGUGAACCAUUUGAGGGCUCAGACUUGCUGUGAUUAUGCACAACGUUUCUAUAAGGGAAUUGACCUCCUGUGACGAGCUCCAGUUCGUUAGCCUCGGCCGCCCGUGGGCACUUUGUUAAAAAUAUAAUAUAGGAAAGAAUGUAAGUUCAAAAUGAACAGGAGUAAUGCGCUGUACAUACUGAGAAGAUCAUUUUUUGUGUGAUUUGUUGAUUAGUUUAUUUCUCACUGUUUGUUUUGGAUGUUCAUGUAUUUUUGACAUAUGUGUUCUUUUCUUGAUCAUGUUUUUAAGUAUUAUUUGCACUAAAUAAUAAAAUAAACUUGAAUUAAAAGGA
Messenger RNA from Astyanax mexicanus (Mexican tetra), 9567 nucleotides. RefSeq names its product phosphatidylinositol-4-phosphate 3-kinase, catalytic subunit type 2 beta (gene pik3c2b). Gene Ontology annotation, biological process: phosphatidylinositol-mediated signaling; cell migration; phosphatidylinositol-3-phosphate biosynthetic process. The record is from RefSeq and is a predicted model, not a curated record. The transcript is spliced from 33 exons. Gene Ontology annotation, molecular function: 1-phosphatidylinositol-3-kinase activity; 1-phosphatidylinositol-4-phosphate 3-kinase activity; phosphatidylinositol binding. Bases 388 to 5133 code for a protein of 1581 amino acids. Lineage: Eukaryota; Metazoa; Chordata; Actinopteri; Characiformes; Acestrorhamphidae. Gene Ontology annotation, cellular component: phosphatidylinositol 3-kinase complex; plasma membrane; cytoplasm.